UGACAGUGAGGUCAACAUGUCUGAUGAAACAGAUGAUGACGAAGAUCUGGAUGAAGACCAGGAAAUUCAGGACCUGUCCCUGGUGUUGGAAGACACAAUACUGUACUCGGAGUCAGACCACGAUGAAGAAUUUGUUCCACUCCCUGAAAGAUCUGAAAUGAAUGAUAUACCAGGUUUUUCUGUGUGCUGGGACAACGUCCAGAAAAUGUCAGUAGCGCGCCACCAAAGCAGGCAUAGUGGAAAUAAGAUGCUGCUCUGGGCAAACUGCUUUGCAACGCUUGACAGAAUCAGCUUCACAUCCUCUUCUUGUUCCUGGGAAGAAACAGUACCAGCCAGUUCCAUUGAUCUAAAAACAUUCCUACCAAGUGAUGAGGACUGGAAGCAGCUACGCUCCAGGAUGGAGUUGAUUGUUGCAAGGACUCUAGCAAGUAUCCUUGACCUUGACAUCCCAGUGCAGCAGCAUCUUCCUCACAAGUAUUCAACAGAAUCUGCGAAGAAAAGUGAAGUUGUCAACCUUGGUGUUGUGAAAGAAAACCCUGCAACAUGCAAAGGUGUAAUUGAGAUAAUGAAGUACCUUAAUCGAUACACACCGAGGGAUGUUGAAGGAACACCCUGGCCUAUAAUUUGUCACGGGGACCAGCUGUCGGUGGAGCGUAUGAUAGAGUGUAGGAUAGCCAUGUCCUCCUCUGCUCUCCCUGGGGACCGUCUAGAGGGGCUAAUCCCAAGACCACAGAACUUCCAUAAGCGAAUUGUGCUCCUACAGGUGACACUGGAUACCCUUUUUGGAAAAGGGGCGUGUGACAAAGGCACACUUACUCAAAUAAAGAAUGUCUUUGGACAUAGAAAUGUGAAAAAAAAAGCUUCAGACUGUAUGAACCAUUUGACAAACUUUUUGGACUUUGUAACAGAAGGUCACAUACUGUUGUUAGCAGCACAACUUCGAAAAAAUGAGAAUUUUAGCGAACAGCUUACAUGUUUGGAAGACGUUACACAGUUGGCCAAGGAAAUUAUUCAAUUCAUAUGGCCAAACACCAAUGAAUACGUGGCUGCCGUUGAAGAUGACAGGAAGUAUACAUGCAUAUGUGAUGAAGAGGAUGGAGGUGCAGAAUGGAUAGAAUGUUCAAGUACCAUGAGUUGCCCAACGAGAUGGUUCCACAAGGACUGUGUUGACGUGCCGGAUGGUGCAGAAGAUGAUGACUGGUGGUGCUCCCCAGAAUGUCAAGCACGGGGCCUAAGUGCAUAUUGCUGUGGCAAGCAGUUGGAGAGCACAUGGAUACGGUGCUCAUCAGAGGCUGACUGUGUACGUGGCGAGUGGUUUCACACAGUCUGUGUGGGGACAAACGAUACUUCUGGCAUAUGGCAUUGUUCUGAAGUCUGUAGGUCAGGCAAGGAAAUUGAUCACAAACAGGCAUAUGCAAUGAGUGUCCUGUGGCGUGGCCUCAUGCACAUGGCAGAAAGGGACGCGGAGAGGGAAAACGACGGGGAAGCCAUGAUAAGCUUUUGGCGACUGAAUAUGCUGGAGUUUUGGGAACAUGGCCACUACAAAUACCUGACACUGGCCUUUAGACUUUUGGCCUCUGUUAGUGGUUGGAUGCCCAAGCGGAUAUCAGAAAACCUGAUAUGGAACAGUACGGCCAAUUUGCGAGGGGAACCUGGAUGUAAUGUACCUUUGGACCUGCUGAAUGAGUUCCUAAACAAUGAAUUCAAAACCAAUCUGAAACGGGUCAAAGGCCAGUAUACUGAUUCUGCAGUUCAGCGCUGCAGUCUGAUUUCCGGAACAGUUGGUAAAGGUUUAGAAGAAAAAUUCAUGAGCCAGGUGAUGGACAAAUACAUUGGUCGAUCAAAAAGUGCACAUGCAGCGCACACACGAGACUUAAAGAAGUUUGUGAAAUUAUAUAAAGGUGAACGCCUUUUCCAAUGCCUGCCUGGAAGACAUCACAGUUCUUAUGAACAUUUUGUUCACAGUAUUCCACUGAGAACACCUUCAAAACUAAAGGACAGAUUGAUGAAAUAUUGUGUUAAACUUGACACAGAAAGGUUGCUGUGCAAAUGAAUCAGAAUAUUUGAUCAUAAUACACUAUAGUAGUACUGAAGUUGUUGAAUAAGUGACUUACAUGCACCAACUAUUUCUAACUUGCAACUUUGAAAGUAUUUGCUUCAUAUUUAUGGAAAAUUAAUAACCAAUAGCUGCUUAUAAAAUAAACAAUUUUGUCUAUUUUUAAAUUUUUCAGUAGGACAUUGCACCAUGACAAUUAACUUGCAUACUUACAUGAUUUUUUAGCAUGGAUUUGCUGAUGGUGGCACUGCUCACUUUUCUUGAUACGAGUUUUAACAGUAAACUUCACAAAGUCUGAGAAAAUCUUGUACAAUGCACAGGCUUCAUGUAAAUGUCAGCAUAUAUAAAUGGCAGCAAAAUGUCCAUAUCACAUUUUGUAUUUGAGUACUUGAUGAUGGCCAGGAUUUAUUGCAAAAAUGGUAUUAGAAUAUGCAGCCACAUUUAGGUUGUGUUUUCUAAUCCUCACUAGCUACCGAGUGAGUAUUGUUAAAACUUUCACAGUUGAAUGGCCUAAAUGUGAAGAUGACCAUAUAAAACAUAUGAGAUUAGUUCCUUGCUUGACAGCAAAUAUACAAAAGCAAAACUCUCAGCAGUAUAGCACUCCCAUUGAAUGGUAAAAAAUGUCCAUAAAUGAGCUGUUCUGGGCCAUUACUAUGUCAUUCAUUGUUAGAUUUUAAAAUCAUUUGGCACAUUUGUUCACCAUCAUUGGCAGGAGGUCUCAAUGCGAAAGAAUUACGUCGAUAUCUUCAAGGUCAAGUUCACACUUUGAGUUCAAAGGUUAAAAAUGGCCAUAAAUGAGAUUGUCCCGGCCAUAACUAUGUUGUUCAUUGUUAGAUUUUAAAAUCAUUUGGCACAUUUGUUCACCAUUAUUGGCAGGAGGUCUCAAUGCGAAAGAAUUACGUUGAUAUCUCCAAAGUCAAGUUCACACUUUGAGUUCAAAGGUUAAAAAUGGCCAUACAUGAGAUUUUCCUGGCCAUAACUAUGUUGUUUAAAAUCAUUUGGCACAUUUGUUCACCAUUAUUGGCAAGAGGUCUCAAUGCGAAAGAAUUACGUUGAUAUCUCCAAAGUCAAGUUCACACUUUGUGAGUUCAGAGGUUUAAAAUGGCCAUAAAUGAGAUUGUCCCGGCCAUAACUAUGUUGUUCAUGGUUAGAUUUUAAAAUCAUUUGGCACAUUUGUUCACCAUUAUUGGCAGGAGGUCUCGAUGCGAAAGAAUUACGUUGAUAUCUCCAAAGUCAAGUUCACACUUUGAGUUCAAAGGUUAAAAAUGGCCAUAAAUGAGAUUGUCCCGGCCAUAACUAUGUUGUUCAUUGUUAGAUUUUAAAAUCAUUUGGCACAUUUGUUCACCAUCAUUGGACAGUGUGUCAUGCAAAAGAAUCACGUCAAUAUCUGCAAUGUCAAGGUUACACUUUUGUCCACCAUGCUUUCAUUGACUGAUGGAUUUAUGCGUGUCCAAGUGUUAAAUUAAACAUUAACAUGAACAUGAACAUUUCUUAUGGCAGUUAGAGCAGCACAGGCACAUAUUACAUUCACAUGCAACGCAUUUGCUGUUAUUGCCACACACUUUUGUUGGUGCCUUGAAUGUCGGAGUCACCGACAACAAAUCCAUAAUGUAUUGCCGGUAGCAUUCCUCACUCUUGACAAGUGUCUUCAUUUCCUCUGAACAGUUCAGCAGGGAUACUUUGGUAGCAUACAUUUUGGCCUGUGCUGCCUUUCCAUCACGACCGGCCCUUCCGACCUCCUGCCAAUAAUCCUCUAAUGUUUUUGGUGCCCCCCAGUGUAUAAUAAAUCUUAUAUCUGGAAUGUUUAUGCCAAUUCCAAAUGCAAUUGUAGAUAUAAGAAAUCUUGUGCAAGAAUCUGGUUGGGUGAACUCUUCCAAGAUGGACUUAAGGUCACUGUUACACAUUCCAGAAUGGUACAGUUUAAACACCUUGGCGCCAUCAGCUGCAUCCUUAAGGUGUGCCGUAAUGUCCAAGGCAAGUCUUGCCAUCUGAGUGAUUCCACUGGAAGUAAAUUUCACUUAUAAUAAUAAAAAAAAACAUUUUAUGGGUCCUGUGUUAUAUAAACAUGUAGUUCAUGCUUCAUUAAUUUGUUAUACUCAAGAUAGUAUAUUAUUCAAUUCAUUAAUACACUCUUAUAUUCUUAUAAAUUAUAGGAAUAUAAGAGUGUAUUAAUGAAUUGAAAAUAUAUAAGUUAUACUGUCCAUUAAAUACUGAAUUUAUUCAUUUUUAUGUUAUACCCUUGAUUAUUCCUUAGAAAUUCAUGUUCUUUGUAGCUUUAUUUUACAUUAUGAGCAGGUAUUUCACAAAAUAUUUGCUAUGGUACGGAAGGAAAUAUUUGUGUAUCACAUGUUACUCACAAUACUGGGGUACAAAAGGAAGUUUUAAUUGUUAUUGUUUUAUCUCAUUAUUUUCUAACUUGUUGUACAUACGUUACAUAGAUAACAGCUUUCUCAGCCAUCUUGCCCCUUUCAAUAAUCUGGUCUAAAUACCAGGUCAUGGCUGUGAAAUCCAUCCCAGAUUCACACUUUAUCUCCAAAUGUAUGUUAGGUCUGGAAAAAAAUACUUUGAACUUUAUAUCUAUCUAGUGCAUGUAUAUAUAUUGUCUUCUAUGAACCAAAAUGUGGAGUAUUUGUCUCAAAUAUGCAAUAAAGUUAUACACUGUAAA
Molecule: messenger RNA, 4721 nt
Organism: Dreissena polymorpha
Lineage: Eukaryota; Metazoa; Mollusca; Bivalvia; Myida; Dreissenidae
Exons: 9
Coding region: 17-2053 (678 amino acids)
Source: RefSeq, a predicted model, not a curated record